AUGGGAUCCCACAGUAACGAGUGGGACAUCAGUGAAGGGGACCACCAUGAUGGUCAGACGUCAUUAGGACUUGACGUAAUCCAUCAAUUAACAAAAGAAGGUACCUCAUCCCUGUAUGUCACCAUAACUCUACAGAAUGGUACAACGCUGUAUGAAAUGUAUGAUAGAUUCUCUGUAUCCGUUGAAACAGGAAAAUAUCAACUCCUUCUUACAGGACCUGCCACGGGGACCUUAGGAGACAGCAUGAGAAACCGCCAUGAUCUGUCUGGGAUGUACUUCUCAACCCCAGACAGGGAUAAUGACAAAAAUAAUGAUCACUGUGCUGCUACCCAUGACCGUAGAGGAGGCUGGUGGUUUAACGCUUGUCACUACGUCUUCCUUAACGGUCCCUGGAACCCGGAAAACGGCCGCUGGUCCGCUCCUUGGUCUCCCACAGUACGGAGUGGAACAUCAGUAACGGGCACCAAGAUGAUGAUAAAACGUCACUAG
This is a messenger RNA of Saccostrea cuccullata (small rock oyster), 489 nucleotides long. RefSeq names its product ficolin-1-like. Lineage: Eukaryota; Metazoa; Mollusca; Bivalvia; Ostreida; Ostreidae. The transcript is spliced from 3 exons. The coding region runs from base 1 to 489 and encodes 162 amino acids. The record is from RefSeq and is a predicted model, not a curated record.